CGAGGGCGCUGGGCCCGGGCCGGGAGUGGGAGCGACCCUGCGUCUGCGGCGCACUCUGCGGGUCCGCCACCGGCCCCGGGCCCAUUCGGGACCCAAACGCUGAGCGCAGCCUCCAGCCGGGGCGUUUCAGCGGCAGGGGGUACAACCGAGGUGGCGUUUCCGGAGUUCGGAGGCACUGCUUGACGCGGCUAUUUGGUUUUUCUAGUUUUCAACUACCGAAGAAGGUGUUUGGGUAUCAGAGACAUGAAUUACGCACGGUUCCUCACCGCCACGAGCGCAGCGAGAAAGCCUUCUCCCAUCCGAGUCGUGACUGAGACUUGGAACAGGGCACCGAAAUCAGUCAUCUCCUUGGCUUCUGGAUCACCAAACCCCAACACGUUCCCUUUUACGACUGCUGUUAUCACCACAAAAAAUGGAAAGCCCAUCCAAUUUGAUGAAGAGAUGAUGAAGAGAGCACUUCAGUAUUCUCAAAGUGCCGGAAUCCCAGAGCUGUUGUCCUGGCUAAAACAGUUACAAGUAAAAUUGCAUAAUCCUCCCACCAUCAAUUAUCCAGCCAGCCAAGGACAGAUGGACAUAUGCAUAACAUCUGGCAGCCAAGACGGUCUUUGCAAGGUGUUUGAAAUGAUGGUUAAUCCUGGAGAUAAUGUCCUCCUAAAUGAACCUGUUUAUUCAGGAACACUUCAAGCUCUGAAGCCAUUGGGCUGCAACAUCAUUACUGUUGCCAGUGAUGAACAUGGGAUUAUUCCAGACUCCCUCAAAGAAGUACUUUCCAAAUGGAAACCAGAAAACUCAAAGAACCCCAAGAAAAACACCCCCAAGUUUCUUUACACUGUCCCAAAUGGCAACAACCCUACUGGAAACUCAUUAACAAGUAACCGCAAAGAGGAAAUCUAUGAGCUUGCAAGAAAAUAUGAUUUCCUCAUCAUAGAAGAUGAUCCUUACUAUUUUCUCCAGUUUAGCAAGUCCUGGGCACCAACGUUUCUUUCCAUGGACAUUGAUGGGCGUGUCAUCAGAGCUGACUCUUUUUCAAAAGUCCUCUCCUCAGGGUUGAGAAUAGGGUUUUUAACCGGUCCGAAACCCUUGAUAGAGAGAGUUGUCUUACACACACAAGUUUCAACCAUGCACCCCAGCACUUUUACACAGCUUCUGAUAUCACAGCUUCUACACCAAUGGGGAGAAGAGGGCUUCCUGGCUCAUGUAGAGAGGGUUACUGAUUUCUAUAGGAACCAGAAGGAUGCAUUACUGGCAGCUGCAGACAAAUGGCUAAGUGGUUUGGCAGAAUGGCAUGCUCCUACUGCUGGAAUGUUUUUAUGGGUUAAAAUUAAGGGCAUUUCUGAUGUAAAACAACUGAUUGAAGAAAAAGCCAUUAAGAAAGAGAUAUUAAUGCUUCCCGGAAAUGUCUUCUACAUUGAUAGCUCAGCUCCCAGCCCCUACUUUAGAGCGUCCUUCUCUUCAGCUUCUCCAGAACAGAUGGAUAUAGCCUUCCAGAGAUUAGCCCAGCUUAUUAAAGAAUCUUUAUGAAGAAAUCAAACUCUUUAUGAAGAAAUCAAAAUCUUCAUGGAUUUUUCACAUAAAUCAUUUUUAGCUUUUAGCAGGAAGAAAUGAUCAUUGACAUUAGACUUACAGAUUGGAUUUCAACAAGCAUGUCAUAUCUGCAGUAAUUUAACUAGACAACUUUUAAAGUGCCCUUAAAUUCAUCAGAUUGACAAAAUAUAUUUAUAAUUCACUUAUACCUUUUGAUAAAUUUUCACCCUGCAAAAAUUAUUUCUAUCCUGGAUUUUAUUGUAAGGAACUCCAGUUGCUUUAUCGUUUCCCAUAAAUUUUCCUUGAAGCUAACAUUUUACAAUAAAUUAUUUUGAAAAUGUA
This is a messenger RNA of Odobenus rosmarus divergens (Pacific walrus), 1866 nucleotides long. It is a transcript of the gene AADAT, whose product is annotated as kynurenine/alpha-aminoadipate aminotransferase, mitochondrial-like. The transcript is spliced from 13 exons. The coding region runs from base 244 to 1521 and encodes 425 amino acids. Gene Ontology annotation, molecular function: L-kynurenine:2-oxoglutarate transaminase activity; pyridoxal phosphate binding. Gene Ontology annotation, biological process: biosynthetic process. The record is from RefSeq and is a predicted model, not a curated record. Lineage: Eukaryota; Metazoa; Chordata; Mammalia; Carnivora; Odobenidae.